Molecule: messenger RNA, 2136 nt
Organism: Pseudophryne corroboree (corroboree frog)
Lineage: Eukaryota; Metazoa; Chordata; Amphibia; Anura; Myobatrachidae
Product: elastin-like
Exons: 2
Coding region: 1-2136 (711 amino acids)
Source: RefSeq, a predicted model, not a curated record
AUGGUGUCAGCAGUCCAUGAAGAGAAGGAAGGUGGCCCGAAGCUGCUGAGGGGAAGUCACCCAGGAGCAGAGCAGAGCGGAGCGCUGGAUGUCACUAUUCCCGGUGCCCUGGAUGUCACUAUUCCCGGUGCCCAGGAUGUCACUAUUUCCGGUGCCCUGGAUGUCACUAUUCCCGGUGCCCAGGAUGUCACUAUUCCCGGUGCCCUGGAUGUCACUAUUCCCGGUGCCCUGGAUGUCACUAUUCCCGGUGCCCAGGAUGUCACUAUUCCCGGUGCCCUGGAUGUCACUAUUCCCGGUGCCCUGGAUGUCACUAUUCCCGGUGCCCUGGAUGUCACUAUUCCCGGUGCACUGGAUGUCACUAUUCCCGGUGCCCUGGAUGUCACUAUUCCCGGUGCACUGGAUGUCACUAUUCCCGGUGCCCUGGAUGUCACUAUUUCCGGUGCCCUGGAUGUCACUAUUCCCGGUGCACUGGAUGUCACUAUUCCCGGUGCCCUGGAUGUCACUAUUCCCGGUGCCCUGGAUGUCACUAUUCCCGGUGCCCUGGAUGUCACUAUUCCCGGUGCCCUGGAUGUCACUAUUCCCGGUGCCCAGGAUGUCACUAUUCCCGGUGCCCAGGAUGUCACUAUUCCCGGUGCCCUGGAUGUCACUAUUCCCGGUGCCCAGGAUGUCACUAUUCCCGGUGCCCUGGAUGUCACUAUUCCCGGUGCCCUGGAUGUCACUAUUCCCGGUGCCCUGGAUGUCACUAUUUUCGGUGCCCAGGAUGUCACUAUUCCCGGUGCCCAGGAUGUCACUAUUCCCGGUGCCCUGGAUGUCACUAUUCCCGGUGCCCAGGAUGUCACUAUUCCCGGUGCCCUGGAUGUCACUAUUCCCGGUGCCCUGGAUGUCACUAUUCCCGGUGCCCUGGAUGUCACUAUUCCCGGUGCCCUGGAUGUCACUAUUCCCGGUGCCCUGGAUGUCACUAUUCCCGGUGCACUGGAUGUCACUAUUCCCGGUGCCCAGGAUGUCACUAUUUCCGGUGCCCUGGAUGUCACUAUUCCCGGUGCCCAGGAUGUCACUAUUUCCGGUGCCCUGGAUGUCACUAUUCCCGGUGCCCUGGAUGUCACUAUUCCCGGUGCCCUGGAUGUCACUAUUCCCGGUGCCCUGGAUGUCACUAUUCCCGGUGCCCUGGAUGUCACUAUUCCCGGUGCACUGGAUGUCACUAUUCCCGGUGCCCUGGAUGUCACUAUUCCCGGUGCCCUGGAUGUCACUAUUCCCGGUGCCCAGGAUGUCACUAUUCCCGGUGCCCUGGAUGUCACUAUUCCCGGUGCCCUGGAUGUCACUAUUCCCGGUGCACUGGAUGUCACUAUUCCCGGUGCCCUGGAUGUCACUAUUCCCGGUGCCCUGGAUGUCACUAUUCCCGGUGCACUGGAUGUCACUAUUCCCGGUGCCCUGGAUGUCACUAUUCCCGGUGCCCUGGAUGUCACUAUUCCCGGUGCACUGGAUGUCACUAUUCCCGGUGCCCUGGAUGUCACUAUUCCCGGUGCCCUGGAUGUCACUAUUCCCGGUGCCCAGGAUGUCACUAUUCCCGGUGCCCUGGAUGUCACUAUUCCCGGUGCACUGGAUGUCACUAUUCCCGGUGCCCUGGAUGUCACUAUUCCCGGUGCCCUGGAUGUCACUAUUCCCGGUGCCCUGGAUGUCACUAUUCCCGGUGCCCUGGAUGUCACUAUUCCCGGUGCCCUGGAUGUCACUAUUCCCGGUGCCCUGGAUGUCACUAUUCCCGGUGCCCUGGAUGUCACUAUUCCCGGUGCCCUGGAUGUCACUAUUCCCGGUGCCCAGGAUGUCACUAUUCCCGGUGCCCUGGAUGUCACUAUUCCCGGUGCCCUGGAUGUCACUAUUCCCGGUGCCCUGGAUGUCACUAUUCCCGGUGCCCUGGAUGUCACUAUUCCCGGUGCCCUGGAUGUCACUAUUCCCGGUGCCCUGGAUGUCACUAUUCCCGGUGCCCUGGAUGUCACUAUUCCCGGUGCCCUGGAUGUCACUAUUCCCGGUGCACAGCCAGCUGCACGCUCAGAGAGUCGCCGCUCUAUGUGGGGUCUUCCGGGACCAGCGCCAACAUUUUUAACUCGUAAAUCAGUGCAAAUCAUCAGCAGCUGUUACUGA